AAGAUGUUACCGUAUUUUAACAAGUAAGAAGACAAAUAACAAAGAUAUCAAUUUCUCAAAAUAAAUCAAGGAAAAUUCAACAAAGAGUCUGACUACUCUUAUGUUCGGCCCGUAAGCCGGAAAGGUUCAAGUCUUUCGUGUUGAAGAUUUCUAAAUGGUGAAAACCUUGCUCUUGCCCCCGGUAAUCACAAGUUUUAUCAAGAUGAGCAUGCGCACACGCGCGUUAGUCUUUUCUACAUUUUUUGGUAGUUGCCUGGCCAUUGGCCUGCUACUUGUUAGCAUGACCACAAAACACUGGGUACGAGCCAACCCGCGAAGACACACUUCAUCAGAAGCUAAGGGCGAUGUCAAUUUUGGCCUUUUCUAUGGAAACCAGCACCUAAACCUCGGAUUUGGAGUACGGACAUAUCCAGUUGAUGUUUACACCUUUAUUCGAACUGAGAACGGCGACACAAGCUUUUGGCUUUGGCUUCUUACGACUUUGGGCACUGGAUUUGGCCUCUUAGCGUGUGCCGUGGCUGCCAUUGCUGCCGUCCUAAAGUCUGCCUCGGCAGCCAAAAGAGGCGGCACCAUGGUUCUGCUUUUAACUGCCAAUAUAUCAGCCGCAGGAGCGCAGGUUGUGGCCUUUGUUGCAUGGCUAGUGCAGUUCUACCACUAUCUCAUACACAACGUGCUUCUCACCGAGCACCAGCAGCAACACUGGUAUAGCACUGGGCUGGCUUCUCUGGGCUAUUGCUUCUACUUGGUCGUGAUUUCCACCAUUGUGGUGCUGCUCAACAUAACGAUUCUCCUUUAUGCCAGACGUCGGGAGAGCCGCGAUCGCCGUCUUCGCUUAGAGCCGGAAAGCAAGGACAAGCAUCAGGCCGCCAUAAUGCUGUACUAGGAAAGGCAGCAGGAAGCAAUCCUAAAUGGACCUCAAAUAAUCUACUCGAAUAUGGGGACGAGUAGCGACCACCAAGU
Messenger RNA from Drosophila miranda, 960 nucleotides. RefSeq lists its product as uncharacterized. The coding region runs from base 155 to 883 and encodes 242 amino acids. The record is from RefSeq and is a predicted model, not a curated record. NCBI's taxonomy places the organism in Eukaryota, Metazoa, Arthropoda, Insecta, Diptera, Drosophilidae. The transcript has a single exon.